GAGGUUUUUCCUGCUCGAUGGUAAGACAUUGGCGCUUGCGCAUUGGACUUGGCUGCACAGGAACGCGUUUGCUGAAGGAUGGCAGCACCCGGGAGCGUGGAAGAGAUGCGGACUCGCGUGGUUCUGGGCGAAUUCGGUGUUCGCAAUGUCCACACCACAGAUUUUCCUGGGAAUUAUUCAGGAUACAAUGAUGCUUGGGAUCAGCAAAGAUUUGAAAAGAAUUUCAGAGUAGAUAUGAUCCAUAUGGAUGAAAGUACUUUGGAAUUUGACAUGGUGGGGAUUGAUGCAGCCAUUGCUAAUGCUUUCCGGCGGAUCUUGCUUGCUGAGGUGCCAACCAUGGCUGUGGAGAAAGUCUUUGUAUACAACAACACUUCCAUUGUGCAGGAUGAAAUCCUGGCUCACCGUCUGGGAUUAAUUCCUAUUUGUGCAGAUCCUCGUCUCUUUGAAUAUAAGAGUGAAGAAGAUGAAUGUGAUGAAAUUAACACACUGCAGUUUCAGUUGAAAAUAAAAUGCAGCAGGAAUCUUCAGGCGGCUAGAGAAUCAUCUGAUCCUAAUGAGCUUUAUAUCAACCAUAAAGUUUACAGCAAACACAUGGAGUGGGUACCACUAGGAUCUCAAGCUGACAACAUGAAUGCAAAUUUCCGACCUGUCCAUGAUGAUAUCCUCAUUGCUCAGUUGCGUCCUGGCCAAGAGAUCGAUGUACUUAUGCACUGUGUAAAGGGCAUUGGCAAAGAUCAUGCCAAAUUUUCUCCAGUUGCCACAGCCAGUUACCGUUUGUUGCCAGAAAUCACUUUAUUGCAACCUGUUGAAGGGGAAGCAGCUGAGCGGCUGAAAAAGUGUUUUUCUUCUGGGGUUAUCGAGAUUGAGGAAAUCAGAGGAAAGAAAGUAGCAAGAGUAGCUAAUGCUCGAUUGGAUACAUUCAGUAGAGAAAUUUUUCGUCAUGACGACUUGAAAAACCUUGUACGUUUGGCUCGGGUACGAGAUCAUUACAUCUUCUCUGUAGAAUCUACAGGCAUCUUGCCUCCAGAUGUGCUGGUGAGUGAAGCAAUCAAGGUACUAAUGGGAAAAUGCCAGCGCUUCUUAGAGGAGCUAAAAUCCAUCCAGAAGAAAUAAGCUUGGGAACACAAAGACUCUUGUGGGGAAAAUACCAUUAUCAAAAUCCCUACGUCUGAUUGGAAAAGGAACAAUUUUAAACAAGACUGCAUCAGUCUAUAAGAAAAUGACCCUUCUGAGAUGUCAAAGAAGAACAAUGGUUGCUGUACCAUUGCUAUUAUUUACAUAUCAUGGACACAACUGAAAAUUCAGGAUAACACAGUGCCCUGUGUACUAUUUGCAGUCCAGUGAUGGUGCAUGUCAUCCUUUGAUAAGGUUUUGCAAUCACGUGCACAUGGAGAUUUCUAGAGUGAACUGUCCAAUUUCCUGUGUUAAUCUUAGUUUUCAUUACAACAGUGGUGUAGAAAUCUUACCUCUGUGUACUGAAUCACCUAUUAUGUAGUACCUUUUUGCUGAUCUGGUACUAAGUACUACUGACAGUUUUACAGUCUAUAGUUCCUACCAGUCAGCAAACAAACACCCAUCACCAAGUCAGUAGGCCUGUGUCUGAGCUAUACAAUUCUCUGCUUCAACAUUAAUGAAAAUACUCGAUUCUUUCAAAAAUGUAAAUCCUGUUAACUGUCAUUAUUUAGUUAGUACAUUUAUGUAUAUAUAUGCUGGUUUCCUAACAUUCUCUCAGUACAUUUAUUAGAUACUUUUUUGUUACUGGGAUACAUGCCUCUCUUUAAAGUAGGGAAAAGAUCUCCUGAAUAUUCCUCCUACCCUGAGUAUUCUCCUGGGAUUCCAACUGUUUUCAAAGUUAAGAAGGUACAUUUUAGCUACUUUCUGGCAAAACCUGAAUAUGCUUCCUGUUUAAUCUAUUAUUCAUUGAUAGAGCAUUUCUAAAUUGAAACAGGAGAGAAGACGCCUAUUGAUCAAAUACUUGAAUUAGAAAAAUUAAGCUGCAAGAAAUCCUCUCUUAAGAUAGGAAUACUGUAUGUAACUCUUUGAAGUAUGUAAGUUAAGUAUAUAACCUUUUGUAGCAUAUAUGAAAAGAGUAGCAGGCAUAGGACACUUAAUUGCUCUAGUUCCUUCUGCUACUUUAUCAGAAAAUUUAUUUUUACUUUAUUGAACAAUCCUAUUAGCCUUGAAAAACUGGAGUUGCCCAACUUUAACAAGAAUGCCUAAUUUUUACCCAAAACUUAAAAUAUUUGACUAUAUUCAACAAAGCAAGACAAAGCAUUCACACAAAAGCUUGAAGCAUUAACGCAUCUGUAAGCUUUGCAUUGCUACUUUGAAGUCUAUGCUUACUUACUGUAUGUGUAAAGUUUACUAAAGAUUUCUGUGAAAAUUUAUGCAUGCACAAUCAGGUACAUCUUUUGUAGUAGCUGAGUGGGCCUUCCAAAGGAUGCAGCUGAUUAAUGUGUUGGAACAGGAAUGCUUCAGUCUGGAUAGCAUGUUUUGUAUUAAGUAUGCAAUUCUCAUUGUGCAGUGUUUGACCCAGAGAGCAACUGUGGUGAUGUUCAAAAAAGGUGUGGAAAGAGUUAAUGCAAAGGAAGAGCAAUGUUUGUAUAAAAUGAAGAUAUUUUUUACUGACAUUGAUUUGGAGAGAUCCUCAGAUAACAACAUCCCUACAAAAAAACCCUCAUUUGUUUUAAAUGCGUCUAUUACGGGCACAGUAAGUUAAAAUGUAAUUAAGACACAAUAAAUAUAGUUAGGCUAGUUUCCAAAACUAUUUAGCAGGGGAAUUUGGUUUAAAUAAAUGUUACACUGAGAUUAGGAUUAUAAACAAGUCAGAGUGGAGUCUGGCUAGUAGUGAGGAUCCAAAUAUUAACAUUAAGACCUGUAUUCUGUCAUGUAACCAGAUGUGUACACUACUAAACCGCUCAAUUGAAAAACAUUCUGUUGUAUCUGUAGUCAAUCUAUUACAGCAGUCACUAAGGAAAGAUUUAUUUGAUACUAGUUCUUCAGACUGAAAAUUAAAAUCUGGCAAAUUUACGCCCACAUUUUAUCUCUCUUGAACAAACAUUUAAGACCUGGCCUGGAGGCAGUCUGUACCAUCAGACACCGAACAAAAUAAUCCAGAACUGUACUGCUCUACAUUCAAGGGCACAUUUCAGCAUGUUAUUUUAGACCAGUAUAAAAUAAUUCUGAAUUCCUUUUGUUUAGAAAAUUAUGACUUUUGACAGCUAGAAUACCUAUUUCAACCAUGUUUCUAGGGCAAAUGAUGUGUAUUUAACUUGAGGCUCCCUGAGGGUUGAAUUAAAAAAA
This is a messenger RNA of Crotalus tigris (Tiger rattlesnake), 3303 nucleotides long. RefSeq names its product RNA polymerase I and III subunit C (gene POLR1C). NCBI's taxonomy places the organism in Eukaryota, Metazoa, Chordata, Lepidosauria, Squamata, Viperidae. The record is from RefSeq and is a predicted model, not a curated record. Gene Ontology annotation, cellular component: RNA polymerase I complex; RNA polymerase III complex. The coding region runs from base 79 to 1113 and encodes 344 amino acids. The transcript is spliced from 9 exons. Gene Ontology annotation, biological process: DNA-templated transcription. Gene Ontology annotation, molecular function: DNA binding; protein dimerization activity.